AUGGAGUUCUCAGUGGAAGAUUAUAUGGGUGAAUUGUAUGAUUUUUAUCCAGACUAUUGGGAUGAAGGUCAACACGGUUACUGGGGUAUUGUUAAUGGUUUUCAAUCAGGAACAAUCUUUUUUAAUGACAAUACCACCAAAUUGGAUACGUUGAAUCCGUCGUCCAACUUUAUGUGUGCGGUUAGGUAUAUUGUAUCAAACAAACCCUCAAAUGAAAUUGCUGCAAAGGAUUGCCUCUAUUCAUCAAAACAAUUAGAUAUAUUCUCAGCGACUGCUUCAUCAUUCGGGAUUUAUGUAACUGUUAGAAAUUUAGGUCGAGAUUAUGACUCAGUCAGAUUAGGCUUGAAUCCGGAAAGACUAGGCAGUGGUGUUCAUGUUGUACAUUCCAUUGUAGACAAUUUCAUUGCAUGGAGAGGUUUAACAAAUUUAGUAGAUGAUACAUUUAUUGUAGUUGGUAAUGCUCAAUGUUCUCACUCGCAGCAGAAUACUGACAGAUUAACAUUUGCAGAUGAGUCCUUGUUGAUUCUUCCACCUCAAUGCGACAUGGUUCCUUUUGCUGCUCUUUUCACUAGCCCAAAUUCAAUGACUUUGAGAAAAAGGCAAGUUCUACAACAAGGAGGAACUGGAGGGUCAUUCAUAAAUAAGGUUGUCAAGUCAUCUGCUUCUUCCUUUUGGAUUGGAGUAAGAGGUAUCCGAGGUUCGUAUUUCCAAACCAUUAUUUGA
Naegleria gruberi is the source of this 723-nucleotide messenger RNA. RefSeq lists its product as uncharacterized. Bases 1 to 723 code for a protein of 240 amino acids. The record is from RefSeq and is a predicted model, not a curated record. The transcript is spliced from 3 exons. NCBI's taxonomy places the organism in Eukaryota, Heterolobosea, Eutetramitea, Acrasida, Naegleriidae.